Messenger RNA from Dromiciops gliroides (monito del monte), 945 nucleotides. RefSeq names its product tubulin-folding cofactor B-like. Gene Ontology annotation, biological process: post-chaperonin tubulin folding pathway; tubulin complex assembly; cytoplasmic microtubule organization. Gene Ontology annotation, molecular function: microtubule plus-end binding; alpha-tubulin binding. NCBI's taxonomy places the organism in Eukaryota, Metazoa, Chordata, Mammalia, Microbiotheria, Microbiotheriidae. Gene Ontology annotation, cellular component: microtubule plus-end; cytoplasm; nucleus. The record is from RefSeq and is a predicted model, not a curated record. The transcript is spliced from 2 exons.
AUGGAUCUGGCCGGGGUGUCCGCGCCCACAGUCACCGUGUUUGUCAGCAGCUCCCUCAACGGCUUCGGCUUGGAGAAGCGAUACAACCAGCGCCUCCCUCUAGCUGAGUUCAAGUGUAAGCGGGAGCUGGUCGUGGGGAGCCCGGCCUCCUGCACGGACCUGGAGCUGUACGCUGCCAAUGACCACUUCUGCAUGAAGUUGGACCAGGAACACGCACUCUUGGGCUUCUACCCCGUGGACGACAGCUGCAGGAUCCCCGUCAUUGACCAGAGUGGAGACCAUUUAGGCGAAUACGAGGAUCUGUCCCAGGUGGAGAAGUAGGAGAUCUCCCAGUCAGCCUAUAAAAGCAUACCUGACUCCGUACGCCCCUUCCUGAACUGCCCCAAGAUGGGUAGAUUCAAUGAGGAGGAGCAGAAGCAUCGGGAGGCUGAGGCUGCCCAGCGACUGGCGGAGGCCCAGGCCCAGGCCAUCGGGGUGGGGAGCUGCUGCCAGAUGCAGGCGGCGAGCCAGCCCACCAAGUGGGGCACUGUCAUGUAUGGGGAACUCACGGAUUUCAAGCCUGGCUACUGGGUCGGUAUUCGCUACGAUGAACCACUGGGGAAACGUGAUGGAAGUGUGACUGGAAAGCGAUACUUUGAGUGCCCGGACAAUUACUGCGCCUUUGUCAAACCGCACUCGGUGACCGUGGGUGACUUCCCAAAGGAGGAUUACGGACUGGAAGAUGAUGAGAUGUGGCUCCCCCCUGGUGGAGGUGGGGGUUUACACACUACUAGAGGGGGGUUGUCCCCUUGGACGCAGCCUCCCCUUCUUCCCACCCUCCGGCUUGGAUCCCUCCAGCCUUUUCCAUGUGUGUGGCAUAUUCCCUCUCCCCUUCCCUAUCUUGGGUUGUAUUUUUUAUCUUAUUUUCCCCUUGGCUCUUGUGAGGUUGUGAGGCAAGUGAAUUAA